AUGCAUUUCUCUAGCCAACUUACUUUGAAAAUGAGAUGGAACGAUCCUGAUUUUGUGUGGAACAAGACAGUCCACAACUUUACAGUUCUGGUUCUUCCAGCCAGUAAGAUCUGGACCCCUGACCUCACCGUGGACAAUGCAGUGGCCGUAAAAACUAAGCCCACCUUCAGUGACGUGGUGGUGGAGUACAAUGGAAAUGUUGAAUAUACCAUCAAUAUGUACAUCACAGUAAAAUGCAACAUCAAUCUCUUCAAUUAUCCCUUCAUCACUGACUUCUGCCCUGUGGCCCUAAACGGCUGGACAAACAAGGACGGAUGUGGCAUGCAUCUAAAUUUUCGUGACAGAAACCUGAACUGGGCUAAUGGAAGCGCUGGAGAGUGGGUUACCCAGGGUGUGAUUCUUACUGGUUCCGGCUUCCGCAACUACCUCAAUGUAGAGCUGAGCAUCAGCCCGUUUAACCCUGUGGUGGGCCUGCUCUUGCCCAGCUUGCUCAUCAUCCUGGCUGACAUCAUGAGCUGCAUGCUGCCACUCGGGGGCGGCGAGCGGAACAGCUUUAAGGUCACGCUGGUGCUCAGCUUCACCAUGUUCCUCAACCUGCUAACGGAGCAAAUCCCUGACAAUGGCGACUGCAGUCCCUUGAUCAGGUACCAUUUCCUCAUCUGCCUCCUCCUUCUGGUACUGAGCAUGCUCAGUUCUCUGGCCCUCUCUGGCAUGUUGAAGGGCUGCGGCUUCAAAUUCUGCCGAGGUGGAAAGGUUACUGAAGACAACCACGAGUAUCCCCAGAGAAAGAAGGGUGAUGGAGAAGCAACUGGUGGGCCACAGGACAACGACCAUGAGAUGAAGGAUGACUCUCUCCACAGAGUGAUGGGAUUCCUGGAGGGCAGGCAGUGGCAGGAGCGGGAGGAGAGCAAGGCAAAGGCCUAUGCGGAGAAGUUGGACAGAAUAGGCUUCCUGGUUUACAUUUCUGUCUGUGUGCUGUACAUUAUCGGCGUAGUGGCGACAGCUACAGGAGAGUUCUGCGAUUCAAACAACCUUGACUUCUGGAGAGAUGAUGACUAA
This is a messenger RNA of Clupea harengus (Atlantic herring), 1059 nucleotides long. Its product is annotated as ligand-gated cation channel ZACN-like. Gene Ontology annotation, cellular component: membrane. The record is from RefSeq and is a predicted model, not a curated record. Gene Ontology annotation, molecular function: extracellular ligand-gated monoatomic ion channel activity; transmembrane signaling receptor activity. Gene Ontology annotation, biological process: monoatomic ion transmembrane transport. NCBI's taxonomy places the organism in Eukaryota, Metazoa, Chordata, Actinopteri, Clupeiformes, Clupeidae.